GCACGUGUGCUCGAAUAUAAACAACCACGGAUAACGUUGUAGAAGCCAAUGUUUCUGCCCCUAUACAGCACUUAAAUAUCACGAUACGAAAAAUGGCAAAUGAAAAGAAUAGUUCAUAUCCAACAAAACUGUCAAAAAAUGUGCUACAAAUGAAGUUCAUGCAGAGGAGUGUUCUCCGUAUUGAGAAAGAACAGAAUGAAGAAGAGAAUAACAGAGCCAUUGAUGAUGAGCACUGGGUGAUGGAUGUCCCUCCACUUCCAAAGAAACAGAGCCGCUAUGAUAUCCAGCCCAGCUAUGUUGUGUGUGAGAACCUUUGCUAUGGUCGUAUGUCCUUUAAAGGUUUUAAUCCAGACGUUGAAAAACUGAUGGCCAUUCACAAUACUCAGAUGGAACUGGAUGCGGCUGAGGAGAGAGAGAAGGAAACUCACGUCUCUGAGGAUGAAAUGGCAGAAAGGUAUAAAUCUCUUGUUGGUAUAAUUGCCAAAAAGUUUAAGAAGAAAAGGAAACAGAAGGAGGCUGUUGAUGAGGAAGCAGGCCCAUCUCCGGAAAAGAAAGGGAGACAAUUCCAGAAGCCAUCAGAUGACUAGGAAAUCCACAAGUACUUUUGUGAUGGAAACAACUCACUUGUCAUCAUGAAUGGGUCAAGAGUUAACAGACAAAUAUUUAAGGAGGGUUUGAAAUAGUAUUUAUUAGGGUAGUUAUUUUUCUCCCAUCCACUCAUGGAUAAGAGAGUUACAAAAUCUGUCUCUACCCUCGUACUAAACACCCUGUUACUACUCUGAAUGAAGUCUGGGGUGGAUUAUGUUUUCACUGUGUCCCAUUCAUCUUCAUGCGUGUCACCAGUGAGCCAGUAGG
Molecule: messenger RNA, 855 nt
Organism: Haliotis rubra (blacklip abalone)
Lineage: Eukaryota; Metazoa; Mollusca; Gastropoda; Lepetellida; Haliotidae
Product: M-phase phosphoprotein 6-like
Exons: 5
Coding region: 93-587 (164 amino acids)
Biological process (GO): maturation of 5.8S rRNA
Source: RefSeq, a predicted model, not a curated record